GCUGAUAAACUUCGCGUGAACGACUAGAGGCGCGCCUGGUCUCUUUUGAACUCCUUCGGCCACCGUCGUUACGUCACCUCCUGCACGCUUUUUCUGCACCUGCGCAUUGCUAGAACACAGUUCUUUUCAGUUGUCGGGAAAGGACGUUGGUGUCGAGGACAGUAACGACCAUGAGUUCCAGUGUGGUGGCGAAACCUCAGAUGCGGGGCCUUCUGGCCAGGCGUCUGCGGAUUCAUAUUGUUGGAGCAUUUGCUGUCUCCCUGGGAGUUGCAGCUCUGUAUAAGUUUGGUGUGGCUGAACCAAGAAAGAAGGCAUAUGCAGAUUUCUACAGAAAUUAUGAUUCCAUGAAAGAUUUUGAAGAAAUGAGGAAGGCUGGUAUCUUUCAAAGUGCAAAGUGAUUUAGGAAUACAAAGGUUUCUUUGGAUUCCGUUCCAUAGAUGUUUGUCACUGAUCAGCGUUCCUGAAUUGUGAAACAUCAGUAUGUGACCAAGGAAUACUUAGUUCCUUAUGACAAAUAAACACUUGUGUGGACAGUAAA
Cavia porcellus (domestic guinea pig) is the source of this 538-nucleotide messenger RNA. Its product is annotated as cytochrome c oxidase subunit 6C. Lineage: Eukaryota; Metazoa; Chordata; Mammalia; Rodentia; Caviidae. The transcript is spliced from 4 exons. The record is from RefSeq and is a predicted model, not a curated record. The coding region runs from base 171 to 398 and encodes 75 amino acids.